Molecule: messenger RNA, 2992 nt
Organism: Hyaena hyaena (striped hyena)
Lineage: Eukaryota; Metazoa; Chordata; Mammalia; Carnivora; Hyaenidae
Gene: ATXN1
Product: ataxin 1
Exons: 4
Coding region: 345-2810 (821 amino acids)
Biological process (GO): negative regulation of transcription by RNA polymerase II; nervous system development
Cellular component (GO): nucleus
Molecular function (GO): protein binding; RNA binding
Source: RefSeq, a predicted model, not a curated record
UCCAAAGAAAUUAGUCCUUUUCCUUGGUGAAAAGAAACCAGUCUGCCGUUUUCAUAGGGUAUUUCUCACUCCUCUGGAAGGAAGAAAGAGCACGCCUGAGCCCGGAGCACUCCAGCGCCUUGUGGGAAGUCUCCACGGUGAAGGAUAAGCCAGGGCUACCUGUGACCAGCGCACGCUGAAUGUUAUUCCAGAGCUGCUGCCGGCCGAUCGCACCCACGGGGAGAUGAUUCCUCAUGAAGAGCCUAGACCCUCCACAGAAAUCCAAUGUGACUUUCCAUGUAUCAGACUAAAACCAGAGCCAGCCAGCCAGUGAAGCAGUCACCGUGGAGGGGGGACGGCGAAAAAUGAAAUCCAACCAAGAGCGGAGCAACGAAUGCCUGCCUCCCAAGAAGCGAGAGAUCCCCGCCACCAGCCGGCCGUCGGAGGAGAAGGCGCCCGGCGACGGGCCCCGCGCGGAGGCCGCCGCAUGGCUGGCGGGCGGCGCGGGGGGCCGCGGCCCGGGGGGCGGCAGGCUCGGCCCCGCCGCCGCCGCGCCGCCCGAGCUCGGUUUACCGCAGGGAAUAGGUUUACACAAAGCGCUGCCCGCGGGGCUGGACUACUCCCCGCCCAGCGCGCCCCGGUCGGCGCCGGCCACCACCACGCUGCCCGCCGCCUACCCGCCGCCGCCGCCGCCGUCGGGGGCGCCCGUGUCCCCGGGCCAGUACGCCCACCUGCCGCACACGUUCCAGUUCAUCGGGGCCUCGCAGUACAGCGGGCCCUACGCCGGCUUCAUCCCCUCGCAGCUCAUCUCCCCGACGGCCAGCCCCGUCCCCAGCGCCGCGGCCUCGGCCGCGGGGGCCGCCGCGCCGUCCCCGCGCGCGCAGCUGGACGCCUACUCCACGCUGCUGGCCAACAUGGGCGGCCUGAGCCACGCCUCGGGGCACAAGGCUGAGCCGCCGCCGCCGCCGCCGCCGCCGCCGCCGCCGCCGCCGCCGCACCUGGGCAGGACCCCCGGGCUCGGCCCCGCCGCGUCGCCCCCGCCCGCGCCGCAGAGCCAGUACGUGCGCAUCGCCGGCUCCCCGCAGGGCGCCGGGCGCGCGCCGACCCCCCCGGCCCUCCCCGUGCACCUGCACCCGCACGCGGCGAUGCUCCCGCACACGCUCGCGCUGGCGCCCUCCCCGCAGGUCGUCGUGCACUACACCGACGCCGGCGGCCACUUCGUGCCGCGGGAGGCCGCCAAGAAGGCGGACAGGCUGCCGCAGGCCGCGCAGGCCAAGGAGCUCCUCAACGGCGAGAUGGAGAAGGGCCGCAGGUUCGGGGCGCCCGCCGACCUGGGCCUGGCCAAGGCCGCCAAGCCGCUGCCCCACCCCUACGAGCCGCGGCACGUGGUGGUGCACCCGGGCGCCGCCGACUACGGCGGCCGGGACGCCUCGGGGGUCCGGGCCUCCGUGAUGGUCCUGCCCACCAGCACCCCGCCCGCCGCCGCCGCCGCCGCCGCCGCCGCCGACCUGGAGGCGCAGCAGGCCGCGCACCGGGAGGCCUCGCCCUCCGCCCUCAAUGACAAGAGCGGCCUGCACCUGGGGAAGCCGGGACCCCGCGCCUACGCGCUGUCGCCGCAGCAGGCUCUGGGCCCCGAGGGCGUCAAGGCCGCCGCCGUCGCCACGCUGUCCCCCCACACGGUCAUCCAGACCACGCACAGCGCCUCGGAGCCCCUCCCGGUCGGACUGCCCGCCACCGCCUUCUACGCGGGGACGCAGGCGCCGGUCAUCGGCUACCUGAGCGGCCAGCAGCAGGCCAUCACCUACGCCGGCAGCCUGCCCCAGCACCUGGUGAUCCCCGGCGCGCAGCCCCUGCUCAUCCCGGUGGGCAGCGCGGACGUGGAGGGCUCGGCGGCCGCCCCCGCCAUCGCCACGUCGGCGCCGCAGUUCGCCGCGGUGCCCCACACGUUCGUCACCACCGCCCUCCCCAAGAACGAGAACUUCAGCCCCGAGGCGCUGGGCACGCAGGCCGCCUACCCUGCCAUGGUGCAGGCGCAGAUCCACCUGCCCGUGGUGCAGUCGGUGGCCUCCCCCGCCGCCGCGCCCUCCGCGCUGCCCCCCUACUUCAUGAAAGGCUCCAUCAUCCAGCUGGCCAACGGGGAGCUGAAGAAGGUGGAGGACCUGAAGACCGAAGACUUCAUCCAGAGUGCGGAGAUCAGCAGCGACCUCAAGAUCGACUCGAGCACCGUGGAGAGGAUCGAGGACAGCCCCCACCCGGGCGUGGCCGUCAUUCAGUUCGCCGUCGGGGAGCACCGGGCACAGGUCAGCGUGGAGGUGUUGGUAGAGUACCCUUUUUUUGUGUUUGGACAGGGCUGGUCAUCCUGCUGUCCAGAGAGAACCAGCCAGCUCUUUGAUCUGCCGUGUUCCAAACUCUCGGUUGGGGAUGUCUGCAUCUCGCUGACCCUCAAGAACCUGAAGAACGGCUCUGUUAAAAAGGGCCCGCCCGUGGAUCCGGCCAGCGUCCUGCUGAAGCGUUCAAAGACCGACGGCCUCGCGGCCAGCAGACACAGGUACGCCGAGCAGGAGAAUGGCAUCAACCAGGGAAGUGCCCCGAUGCUGUCCGAGAACGGCGAACUCAAGUUUCCAGACAAAGUUGCAUUGCCUGCAGCGCCCUUGCUCACCAAAAUAGAACCCAGCAAGCCGGCGGCCACGAGGAAGAGGAGGUGGUCGGCACCCGAGACCCGCAAGCUGGAGAAGUCGGAAGACGAGCCACCUUUGACUCUUCCCAAACCUUCUCUAAUCCCUCAGGAGGUUAAGAUUUGCAUCGAAGGCCGGUCUAACGUAGGCAAGUAGAGGCAGCGUGGGGAAAGGAAAUUCGGCUCUCCCUUCUCAUUUGUAUCCAGAUUACUGUACUGUAGGCUAAAUAACACAGUAUUUACAUGUUACCCUCCUUAGGUUUCUGUUAUAACCUUGUCAUUAGAGUUACAGCUGGUGUUGCAGCAGGAGACCGGGGCAUAUGCUUUUCCAGGAGUGAC